Messenger RNA from Anguilla rostrata (American eel), 5495 nucleotides. Its product is annotated as probable helicase with zinc finger domain. Gene Ontology annotation, biological process: regulatory ncRNA-mediated post-transcriptional gene silencing. Gene Ontology annotation, cellular component: cytosol; P granule. Gene Ontology annotation, molecular function: ATP hydrolysis activity; metal ion binding; helicase activity. NCBI's taxonomy places the organism in Eukaryota, Metazoa, Chordata, Actinopteri, Anguilliformes, Anguillidae. The coding region runs from base 129 to 4955 and encodes 1608 amino acids. The transcript has 31 exons. The record is from RefSeq and is a predicted model, not a curated record.
CCCCCUCCCACCCACUCAUCUUUUCAGGUGCGUCGUUUAAGAGUGACGUCACGCCAAAUGAAAGAUUUGCGUUAACACGAACUGUCCUGAAUUCCAAGAUGGCGUUGCCCUGAGCUGAGCGGCGAGGUAUGGGUGAGAGCGAGCCUGAUGUCGUAUGUGCCCAAGUGUGCGAGCACCUCAGCAGGCAAGAGUACCACCUGGCUCUUUGUUGCUGUGAUGAGGUACUGGCCGUGCCACCUAGUCCCACCACCUCCUCCACCGGAACCACCACCUUGCCUGAAGACCACUGUGUCCAUGUGCUGGCACUGCUGUGCCGAGUCUCUGCCCAUGUUCAGUUGAAAAAAUUCACAGCAGCUGAAGAGGACAGCAAAAAUGUAAUGUGCCUGCAGGAGUUGCUGGGAGACGGGACUCUGAAAGAUCUGCUGGUCAGUAUGUUACUGGAUGGCAGGCUAACAGAGAUUUGCCAGGCUUUGUUCAACUGUGACAGUGAAGAAUGGAAGGAGAAUGAAGGUAACAUGAAGUAUUUCAGGCAAUUGAUGCUACUUUUGACAGAAUCACAGGUGUCCAGUAGUGCUGCUAGAGUUUCGGAAGAGGAUGGCAGGGAAGGGAUUCUGGUGGAGCGACGCUGGAAGCACAGAGCCCCUCCCCGAGGUGUACUGGGAAUCGAUGAGUAUACCUUAUGUCUCAGGUUCCUUCACGGCGGCGAGUGCCCGCUGGGCGAGCUGUGCGUCUCGGCCCACUCCCACGGCGAGCUGCUGGAGUGGCGGCAGAGGCUGCUGUUCGGUCGGCUGCAGGGCCAGCGAGCUCGCCGCGCCCGCGAUCCCGCGGACAGCUACGGCGAGAGCCUGGUGGAGAAGUGGAUGAGGAAUCCGCUCCCGCACACUGUGGUGAGCUCCAGCAUGCUGGGGGUGACUGUGGACUGCGUGCCGGACCUCCACCAGGCUAUUCGCCAGAAGCACUGCUCUGUCAGCUGGACCCUGCGGCUGGACUGCAACCCCCCUCGGCCGCUGCGUCGCGUGGCCCUGCUCAGCGAGCUGCACCGCGCCCUGUUCCGCAUCGCGGGCGUGGCCGUCGGCGGCUCCGACGGCAGCCCGCAGCCCCGCCCUCCGAGCCAGCCGCAGCAGGAGUGGAGCUGCGACGGCGGUGGGCGGGGCCCAGCGGCGGAGCGCGUGUACCAGGUGACCCUGCUCCUCACCGCGCACGCCUUCGGCAGCUUCCAGCAGACCGUGGUGUUUGACUUCGGCUCAGAGCCCGUGCUGCUCCAGACGGUCUCGGCCGAGUUGGCCCCGCCCACAGACCUGGCGCUGGAGCCGCAGCCCCGGGGCGCGGUGUCGUCGGUGCGCUGGGACUCCGGCUGCAAGCAGGUGACUGUGGUGGGCUUCCUGCCCCGAGACGAGGCCCCGCUGGACCAGUCCCUGCUGCAGGCCUACCAGAUCCCCGCCGCCGCCGACCAGCUCUUCACCCGCUCGGUCCUGGACCGGAGCCUCACCCCCAACAACUACCGCUCCCGCCUCCACGACCUGCUCUACAUCGAGGAGAACGCGCAGUACAUGGAGCUCAGCAGGUUGAGCCUGCAGACGUCCCUGCGCCUGGUGACUGCUCCCACGGUGCCCGGGCUCCAGGACGGCGCGGGGCCCCUGCUGCCCGGCCAGCUCUUCGCCCAGAUGGGUCUGAGCGGCACCGGGGUGCGGCGGGACACGGCGGGAGGGCGGCUGGUUUGGGACACGGUGGACAGCGUCCUCGUCCUGCCCGCGCUGGGCCAGCAGGCGGGGGCGGGGGCGGGGGGCAGGGAGCGGGUGUACGAGGCCCAGGUGGAGGAGCGCCGUCCGGAGUGCAUGCUGCUCAGGCUCUCGGAGGACUGCUGCCGCGACCUGAGACUGCAGCCCGACCAAGACCUGCAGGUGGAGCUGCAGUUCCAGCUGAACAGGCUGCCGCUGUGUGAGAUGCACUUUGCUUUGGACUCCCUGCAGGACUGCUGCACCCUGCUCUUUCCAGAGCCCCCCUCUGCUGGAGCGCCCCCCUCUUUCUCCAGUGUUGAGGGGAUGGAUGCCAGGUUGAACGAGCAGCAGAGGGCAGCCCUGGGGGUCAUCACCGCACCCCUUUCCCUGCAGCUGCCCCCUGUCCUGCUGUGUGGUCCCCCUGGCACAGGAAAAACCUUCACUCUGCUCCAGGCCACAGUGGCACUGCUGAGAGAGGACAGCAACAGGGUGUUGUUGUGCUCACAGUCGGAAGCAGUGGCUGACGCGCUCAUGAAUGAGCUCCAGAUUAUGCUGGGGCAUUCCACCUCUGAAGACUGGCUGCUCAGGCUGCAGGGGUGCAGCAGGCCGGGGAAAUCUGCCGCGGCCGCAGCGCAGUGCUGCAGUGGAAUCGCUCACAGCACCGCCGCGGAGAUCCAGCAGCCGGGGAGGGAGGAGGUGAACAAGAGCAGGGUGGUGGUCUGCACCGUGCGCCAGGCCAAGCACCUCAUCCAGCUCAGGCUGGACACAGGGUGUUUCACUCACGUCCUGGUGGAUGAGGCUUCGUCGGCGCCCGAGUGCGAGACCGUGAUGGCGCUCUCCUUGGCCGGCCCCUCAACCCGCGUGGUGCUGGCGGGGGACCCCGCCCAGCUCCCACCAUUGGUGUACAGUGAAUUUGCCCGUGAGCGAGGUCUGCAGCGCCCCCUGCUGGAGCGGCUUUGUGGGCUUUAUCCUCAGGACAGUAGCUGUUGGGUGAAGCUCACUGAGCAAUACCGCUCGCAGCAGCACAUCGUCAGGCUGGUCUCUGAGCUGUUCUAUAAGGGGGAGCUGAGGGCAGGCAGCAAACAGCCCGUCCACAAAGACUUCUUCCCCCUCUCUUUCUUCGUGGCGUGGGGGACGGACAAGAGCGGCUGUGGGUACCUCAACUACGCAGAGGUGUUGGAGGUGGCGGAGCAGGUGGAGAACCUGUGUAAGAAGUGGCCGGUGUCGUGGGGCAAGCUGGAAGAGGGCAGCGUGGGGGUGCUGACGCCCUACCCCAGUCAGGCCCUGUGCCUGCGCUCAGAACUGCAGCGCCGCAACCUCAGCUGCGCAGCUGUGCAGACGCUCGUCACCCUGCCGGGGCGCUACUUUCGCGUGCUGUUCCUCAGCACCGUUCGGACGCGCCACUCCCUUAAGCAGCAGGUGGUGGGCGGGGCCUCGGGCGCCUCCGGAGCGCGGCGCAGGGAGGCCGCCCAGGAGGAGGAGGAGUCUGUGGAGGACAGGGAGCUGGGCUUCCUCUCCUCGCCACGGGCCCUGCGCUCCGUCCUGCUCUGCGCUCAGUCCCUGCUGGCCGUGGUGGGAGACCCCGUGGCUCUUUGCACCAUGGGGAAGUGCAGAAGGAUCUGGGAGCGCUUCCUGUCCGCGUGCGCCUCCGAGGGAAGCCUGCACGGGGCCACCCUGCCCGGCCUGCUGGAGCAGGUGGACGUCGUGGAGUCCAGGUGCGGCGGCGUCCUCAACCCCCUGGCGCCGGAGUUUGUGCCCCGCGGGCCCGCCAGCCCCGCCCUGACCCGCCGGCUGCCCGCCUCGCUGCCCCGCAUCACGGUGAAGCGGUCAUCUUCACAGCCCUUCAAGCAGCCGCUGCAGAGGGAACGUUACGGUCAGGUGGGCCCCUGCGUGCCUCAGGGCGCCCCGCCCUACCUCCUGGCCCUGUCCUCGGGGCGGCCCUGUGUGUACGGGAGGAGCCCCAGCCCCCUGCCGCGCCUCGGCCCCCUCAGCCGGACCGGCCUGGUGUGCGACCCGUACCGCAGCCGCCUGCUCGUGCCCGUCCCCCUGUCCCUCUCCUGCUCCGGCUAUGCCAACCGCGUGCCCGUCGACCCGCGGGUGGUGGCGUGCCAGGCCGCCGUGGCCUACAACUUCAACCUGCUGCAGACACCUGCCAGCCCAGCGUCCACCAGCCUCAGCCCCCGCCUUCGCUCUCCCCCACAGUCCUACAGGAGCCCCCCUGACAGCAGCCUGGAUCCUGGGAGAGCAGGUGCGGAUUCUGGGAGAACAGGUUUGGGGACCCUGUGUCUGUGGCCGGAGUCCGAGGGAAGGGAGCAGGUUGCGGGAGGCUUGGGAUUCCGGCGGAGCCGAUCCCCAGGGCUGCCUCAUUUGGAGCCGUGCUCCACCCCCACGCUUCCCAGCUCCCGGCCUUACUCCAGCCCCUCACCCCCCCCGUUCAGCCGCGACGGCUCCCCCCCUCCCUUCAGAACGUCCCCUGAGCUGGGCCACCCCUAUUGCUCUCGCCUUCCCGGGGGCGGCCUUUGUCACCCCUCCAUGCAGAAUGGAAGCUACGGGAGCGGGAGAUGUGGAGACGAGGAGCCCUCCGGGUACUCCCCGUGGGCAGAGCAGAACAGCCUGCCGCUGUCCCCUCUCCUGCACAGCGCACAAACGUCGCCGUUUCCGCCAGGGGACUCCCCCCUUCACUCGCCAACCACCAGCCCCGGCAGCUCCCUGGGGUACGGGACCGAGGACAGCUGGGCCUCCCUGGGAAGCUUCUCCUCCUCCGCCCAGGCUUUCCAGCAUUCGCCCCUGGAGCAGCGCACGCGGAGCGGGCCCGAGCUCUACUGCAGCCCCAGGCCCAGCCCCAGGCCCAGUCCUGCCGAAUGUGCGGAAGGCGAGUGGAUGGGUGGGCGGAGGCUGUACCAGCGGAGCUCCUCCUCUCUCUGUACCACGGGGGCAUCUCCCCCGUCCCGGACUGACGGAGACCCCAGCCCCCCCAGCAGCUUCUCCGUGUGGGCCCAGGAGAGACAGAGCACGCACCACGAGGAGAAGGCUUACCCCGCAUCUGGACCUGGUGAGACCGGGCGGAGCGGGGAGACAGGUGGAGAGCUGGGUGGGGUUCCGUCCAGUGAGGUCCACCUCCAGAGUGCCUGGGCGUGUGCCAGCCAGGUGCAGCCCAAUGACCCCCUGGCCCUGCUGCAGGAGUUGGGCCGCAGGGGCGACCAAGAGGACAGUGCAUACUACUCUUACUUCCACUGAAUGCAGCACUCACUGCUCUGGGGUCCCACAGUGCCUGUCUUUCUGUCCUCUUUUUCUCUUGUGCCGUUUCUUUUUUUCUUGAUAUGCACAUUUGAUUUGUUUUAUUACUUAUCAAUGCACUUUUUUGUUUAUAAAUGUGGUAUGCAUUUUUUAUGUUCUGGGGGAAAUUAUUUUGAUAGAGGUUUUCAAUGUCUUUGACAAAGGGAGGGUUCUUUUCUGAAAUGUGGGUGGGUAAGUUUGUGAUGGUAAAGGGAUUAUUUUUGUUUAAUUUUUUAAAAAUGAAAAAGCAUGUAGUUUUGAGGUAGAUGGCCAUCUCAGUGUAGUGGAAUAAAUGUGAGCCUACUGUCAGACAUUAAGAAAUAUGACUCAUCUGGAUAUACCCCACAUAUUCAUAACCAUCAUACCAUGUCAUGCAGCUGUAAACCCUUCACCUCCAUCAUGGAACAUUGAAUGAUAACGUAUUGUCAAAUCAUAAAUCAUGAAUUCUUACUUCCCUGACUUGUACCAUUACAUAUGAAAUAAAAAUAGGGAAUUAAAAAU